Molecule: messenger RNA, 3238 nt
Organism: Pseudoliparis swirei
Lineage: Eukaryota; Metazoa; Chordata; Actinopteri; Perciformes; Liparidae
Gene: oc90
Product: otoconin 90
Exons: 15
Coding region: 142-2721 (859 amino acids)
Biological process (GO): phospholipid metabolic process; arachidonate secretion; lipid catabolic process
Cellular component (GO): extracellular matrix
Molecular function (GO): calcium ion binding; phospholipid binding
Source: RefSeq, a predicted model, not a curated record
CCUCAGCCCGACUCACAGGUCUUUCUUCUGGGGGAACUGAAGCCUCUUCCUCCUCCUCCUCCUCUUCCUCUGCUGCCCGGGUUCUGGGAGCACACGCUGGUCUUCACUUCAGGGAGGAGACCCGACCCAGAACACACGGUCAUGUUGCUGAUUUGGUUCUUCGUGUCGUCUGCUGCUCCAACCGUUUGCUCUUCCAGAUCCGUCUUCUGCCCGGACCCGGAUCCCAUGACGGGUCACAUGACGGGUCACAUGACGGACCCCAUGACGGACCCCAUGACGGCCUGCCUGGGCCUCCGCUUCACGUGGCUCAACUCGCUGAUGGACAGCUGGCCCUCCCUGCUGACCUUUGCCCUCAGGCUGCGCUGUGCGUCGGGCCUCUGUCCCCGAGACCUGGAGGACUACGGCUGCUCCUGCAGAUACGAGGCCGCCGGAGACGCCCUGGACCCCCUGGACACCUGCUGUGCGACUCACAGGAAGUGCUAUCAGGACGCCGCCCCCUGCAGGAAGGAGCUGCUGCCCCUCCCCCACAGCUUCACCUGCUCCUCUGCCGGCUGUGAUGCGGGCGACGGGUGUCAGCGGACGCUCUGCGGCUGCGACGCGGCGGCCGUCGGCUGCUUGACGCGCAGCGCGUACAACGUGGCGCUGAGGGGCGUCGCCCAGUCGGCAUGCUCCGCCUCCAACCGGACAGGUUUGAACGAGGCCUGGAAGGAGGAAGCUCUCCGACAGGAAGAGAGGGAGACGACCCACAAUCCCACAGCGGCUGGCCGGGAUGAGCCAAUCGGGAACCUUCUACCUCUCACGUCCUCUGCUGCAGAUCCCAGGACUACAACACAUCCCAGGACCACAACUGGUCCCAGGACUGCAACUGGUCCCAGGACUACAACACAUCCCAGGACUACAACUCCCAGAGCGCCAGCUGGUCUAGAGGAGUCCUCUGAGGAAGCAAAACCACAUAUCCGCCCGUCUGAGAGAAACAGAUCAUCUGAAGAUGAAGAAGAUGAAGAUGAUGAAGAUGAUGAAGAUGAGCAGCACGCUUCUUCCAAAGGGCCCGGAACCAGAACCAGGGCGACCCGGAGACCCACAACAACAAGAACCUACCCAACAACAACAACAACAACAACAACAAGAACCCACCCAACAACGACAACAACUGACCCAACAACAACAACCAGAACUGACCCAACAACAACAACAACAACAACCCAACCAGCAAGAACCGACCCGGCAAGAACCCACCCAACAACAACAAUAACAACCGACCCAACAACAACAACAACAACCGACCCAACAAGAACCCAACCAUCAAGGACCGAACCAACAAGAACCGAACCGGCAAGAACCGACCCAACCAGAACCGACCCAACAAGAACCGAACCAACAAGAACCGACCCAACCAGAACCGACCCAACAAGAACCGAACCAACCAGAACCGACCCAACAAGAACCGAACCAACAAGAACCGACCCGACAAGAACCGACCCGACAAGAACCGAACCGACAAGAACCGACCCGACAAGAACCGACCCAACCAGAACCGACCCAACAAGAACCGACCCAACAAGAACUGAACCAGCAAGAACUGCGUCUCCCGGUUCUGGGGAGGAGGGCUUGGGACUCAGUGCUGCUCCGCUGAGCCGAGAACUGGUUCCAGAGGCUCCGCCCUCUCCAUCCACCUCAGUGUGGAGCGCCUCUCAGACGACACCCGGGGCACCAGUCACCUCCGUCAGGCUGAGGUCAGAGGUCAGCACCUCCUCCCCGGGUGAGGAGGAGGAGGAGGAGGAGACGGCAGACAGCUCGCAGGAGGAAGAUGCAGAUGGCUGGGCGGCGGCCCAGAAGAGGGCGGUGCCGUCCUUCGCCUGGUCGCUGCUGGAGUCCGCCGGGCUGACCGACGUCCAUCCGCCGGCCGGCGAAGGCUGCAGCCGGCCCUUCACCCAGUACGGCGCCGACGGGCGCGCCCGGCGAGAGCUGCCGGCGCUCGGCGAGAUGCUGCGCUGCCUGACGGGCCGCUGCCCCCACGAGUACGAGAUGUACGGCUGCUACUGCGGACAGGAGGGCGGGGGCCGGCCCCGGGACCGGAUGGACAGGUGCUGCUUCUCCCACCGGUGCUGCGGGGAGCGGCUCGGCCUGCUGGGCUGCCGCUCCGACAGGAAGCUCCGCGCUCGUGUUUCCUGUGAGGCCGGGAAGCCGCGCUGUCAGGGCGUCAGUGUGUGCGACAGGCUGCAGUGUGUGUGUGACAAAGCCACCGCGGAGUGUCUGGCGGCGGCUCGCUUCAACCACAGCCUGUCGGCGCAGCAGUGUCGGGGCCCCGCCCCCCCCUGCCGGCGGGCCAGCCGGCCCCCCAAGCCACAGCUUUCCCCCCAGUCCAGCGAGGAGAGCGAGGAGGCGCCGGGAGGGAGCGCUGAGCAGUCCACCAACACGCCGCCAACCCGGGGACGCCAACACGGGGAGGAGAGCUCCGAGGAGUCCCAGAGGCCUCCUGCUCCUCCUUCCAGGGAGGAGAGCUCUGAGGAGUCCCAGAGGCCUCCUGCUCCUCCUCCUGCUCCUCCCUCCAGGGAGGAGAGCUCCGAGGAGUCCCAGAGGCCUCCUGCUCCUCCCUCCAGGGAGGAGAGCUCUGAGGAGUCCCAGAGGCCUCCUGCUCCUCCUCCUGCUCCUCCUCCAGGAGGAGAGCUCCGAGGAGUCCCAGAGGCCUCCUGCUCCUCCCUCCAGGGAGGAGAGCUCUGAGGAGUCCCAGAGGCCUCCUGCUCCUCCUCCUGCUCCUCCCUCCAGGGAGGAGAGCUCCGAGGAGUCCCAGAGGCCUCCUGCUCCUCCCUCCAGGGAGGAGAGCUCUGAGGAGUCCCAGAGGCCUCCUGCUCCUCCGCUCCUCCCUCCAGGGAGGAGAGCUCCGAGGAGUCCCAGAGGCCUCCUGCUCCUCCCUCCAGGGAGGAGAGCUCUGAGGAGAAGUCAAAGAGUCCUCCAGCUGGAUCCUCUGCUCCUCCUGCUCUUCCUCCUUCUCCACCUCCUCCCUCUAGUGAGGAGAGCAGAGACCUGCCGACACUCGGUGGGAUUCAAACCCACAACCACAGGCCGAGUGCAGGGACACCAGGAGGUACCGGGGAGGAGGAGGAGGAGGAAGAGGAGGAAGAGGAAGAAGAGGAGGAGUGAAACUAGAAGUGAAUGCUUUGCUCUUCAAAAAGCAGCUCUGGGGAAUAUUGGUUCAGAGAUUAUUUUAAAUCAAUAAAAGUUGUAGUUAAAAAAUAUA